GAAAUGGGUGACAAGAAAAAGAAAGCUACAAUGUUCAUCCGACUCGUAUCAGCUGCUGGGACUGGAUUCUUCUACGUCAAACGAAAGCCAACCAAAAUAACAGAGAAGCUCGAGUUCCGAAAAUACGAUCCUCGGGUCAAUCGACAUGUCUUGUUUACAGAAGCGAAAAUGAAGUGAAAGAAGGGAGGAAGUAAAGACCAUCCUUUUAACUUGGACCUAUUCUUCUUCCAAAUGUUUAGACUCAUGUUUCACAUUGCUUGCUAGUCUCUCCCGUGGCUCAUCAAAGCAUGAUUUUUGUGCAUCAAAUUCUAUGGCUACGAAUCGUUUGCCCCUUGAUAUCUUCUAGUCAGCUCUCUCUACUCAUCUAUUAAGCUUCUAGCAACUUAGACUUUUGACUCUUAAUGGUUAAUAAAUUCCGAGUUUCGUGUCUA
Molecule: messenger RNA, 431 nt
Organism: Cucurbita pepo subsp. pepo (vegetable marrow)
Lineage: Eukaryota; Viridiplantae; Streptophyta; Magnoliopsida; Cucurbitales; Cucurbitaceae
Biological process (GO): translation
Cellular component (GO): ribosome; large ribosomal subunit
Molecular function (GO): structural constituent of ribosome
Source: RefSeq, a predicted model, not a curated record